This is a messenger RNA of Pyricularia oryzae 70-15, 3837 nucleotides long. RefSeq names its product multidrug resistance protein 3. Gene Ontology annotation, cellular component: membrane. The transcript is spliced from 4 exons. Bases 1 to 3810 code for a protein of 1269 amino acids. Gene Ontology annotation, biological process: transmembrane transport. Gene Ontology annotation, molecular function: ATP binding; ABC-type transporter activity; ATP hydrolysis activity. The record is from RefSeq and is a predicted model, not a curated record. Lineage: Eukaryota; Fungi; Ascomycota; Sordariomycetes; Magnaporthales; Pyriculariaceae.
AUGGCGGAACACACGUCUUUGGCCGCCGACGAAAAGGGGGAGGGCGGACACCCGAGACCACCAGACCCGGUACCCGUCGUCGAAAAACAAGCCCCGGUGAUCCUGUCCGAGGACCAGAAACGGAUCCUAAACACGCAGCUCGACUGUCCUACUUGCGACGUCUCCUUCUUGGCCCUCUAUCGUUUCGCCGACGUGUGGGACUGCUUGAUCAUAGGCGUCAGCGUUGUUUGCGCCAUCGCGGCCGGGGCUGCAUCACCUCUUUUGAGCGUAUUUUUUGGCCAGUUGACCAACGCCUUCCAAGGCAUCGCGACCGGCAGCAUCGCGUCGCGGGACUUUGAGGCUGAGCUCGUCAGGUAUGUGCUGUAUUUUGUCUACACCGGCAUCGGCGAGUUCGUCGCCGUGUACGUGUCGACCGUCGGCUUCAUAUACACCGGGGAGCACAUCACGCAGCGCAUCCGGGCCCGGUACCUGCAGGCCGUGCUGCGCCAAAACGUCGCGUACUUUGACAACCUCGGCGCGGGCGAGAUCACGACGCGCAUCACGGCCGACACCAACCUCGUGCAGGAUGGCAUCUCGCACAAGGUGUCGCUCACCCUGACGGCGGUCGCUACGUUUGUCACGGGCUUCCUGAUCGCCUACAUCAGAUUCUGGAAGCUCGCGCUCAUUUGCACGUCGACCCUGGUCGCCUUCGUGACGGUCAUGGGGGGCGGGACCAAGGUCAUUGUCAAGUACGGCACCAGGUCCAUGCAGCACUACGCCGAGGGCAACAAUGUCGUGCAGGAGGUGCUCGGCACCAUCCGCACGGCCACGGCGUUUGGGACCCAGGACCGGCUGGCGGAGCGCUACGAGUCGCAUCUCCGGGUGGUGGAAAGGUACGGCAUCAAGAUGCAGGUCGCCCAGGCGCUGAUGGUCGGGGCCCUGUACAGCAUCACCUUUCUGACCUACGGGCUCGGCUUCUGGCAGGGGGCGCGCUUCCUGGGGACGGGCGAGAUGGACGCGGGGGGUAUUUUGACGGUGUUGAUGACCAUCAUGACGGGUUCGUACGCCAUCGGCAACGUGUUCCCCCACACCCAGGCGUUUACGAAUGCAAGGGCGGCCGCCUCCAAGAUAUACAGCACCAUCGACCGCCCGUCGCCGCUCGACCCGGCCUCCAAGCAUGGCCAGCAGCUCGAGCGUGUCCAAGGCGACAUUGAGUUGCGCGGUGUCACACACGUCUACCCAUCCCGGCCUGAUGUCGUCGUGCUGGACGACGUAAGUCUGCGCAUACCCGCCGGUCGCACCACGGCGCUCGUGGGCCCGUCGGGUUCGGGCAAAAGCUCUAUUAUCGGCUUGAUUGAGAGGUUUUACAGCCCAGUGGCCGGAGAUAUUUUAUUAGACGGCCGAUCGGUCCGGGAUCUCAACCUGCGAUGGCUCCGUCAGCAAAUGUCGUUGGUGAGCCAAGAACCGAGCCUCUUUUCGACAACCAUUUUUGAGAAUAUCCGCUUCGGGCUGAUCGGGACGCCUCUGGAAAACGGACCGGAAGAACUCGUGCGCGAGAGGGUCGAAAAGGCCGCCGCCAUGGCCAACGCCCACAACUUCAUCACCUCCCUGCCCAAGGGGUACCAGACGCACGUGGGGAAGAAGGCCUGCGAUCCCAAAAUCCUCCUCCUCGACGAAGCCACGUCCGCCCUCGACGCCAAGUCGGAAAAGGUUGUGCAGUCCGCCCUGGACAAUGCCUCCGAGGGGAGGACGACGGUCGUGGUUGCGCAUCGCCUGUCAACCAUCAAACGCGCCCACAACAUCGUCGUCCUGAGCGGUGGUAGGAUUGCUGAACAGGGGACUCAUGAGGAGUUGAUAGCUCUUGGUGGCGAGUAUUACAGGCUUGUAGAAUCUCAGGAGUUUAGUGAUGACGAGGUUGACUCGGAAGCCUCGAACGAACUCAAAGGUGCAAAGGCUGAACUUGAGGCAACAACUCCCACUGACAAACAUGCCUUGGCCAAAGUGUCUUUUCUCGGAUCAAAUACCCCGACAGGGCCGACAGGGGAUGAGAGCAACACGGUCUAUUCGUUGGGCACCCUGGUGCGCUUUGUGGCCUCGUUCAACAAGCCGGAGCUCAAGCUCAUCCUCCUGGGCGUGGUGUUCGUCGUGCUGGCCGGGUGCACACAGCCCACGCAGGCCGUGCUGUACGCCAAAGCCAUCGCGGCCAUCACCACGUCGGCGAACCGCGACCAGCUCCGGCGCGACACGGACUUUUGGGCACUGAUGCUGCUCGCCCUGGGCCUGGCGCAGCUGCUCUUUUACGCCGUCCAGGGCACCUGUCUCGGAGUCGGGUCCGAGAAGCUCACGAGCCGCGCCCGCGGCACGGCCUUUCGCGUCAUGCUGCGCCAGGAGAUUGCCUUUUUCGACCGCGAGGACAACACCACCGGCUCCCUGACCUCGUUCCUGUCGGCCGAGACCAAACACCUCUCGGGCAUCAGCGGCAUCAUCUUGGGCAGCAUACUGAUGACGGUGACGACGCUCACGGCCUCGCUGGUGGUGGCGCUGGCGGUCGGCUGGAAGCUGGCGCUCGUGUGCAUCUCCGUGGUGCCGUUUUUGCUAGCGUGUGGGUUCUGGCGCGUCUCCAUCCUGGCCCGGUUCCAGGUGCACUCCAAGCGGGCCUACGAGGCCUCGGCGACCUACGCCUGCGAGGCCACCACCGCCAUCCGCACCGUCGCCGCCCUGACCAAGGAGGAGGAGAUACUGGCCCAGUACGACCGCCAGCUCGGCCGUCAAGCCCGGGACAGCCUGGCCUGGACCCUCAAGGCGUCGGCCCUGUACGCGCUGUCGCAGGCCGUGACCUUUUUCUGCCAGGCCCUGGCCUUUUGGUACGGCGGGACGCUCCUCGCCAGCCGCGAGUACAGCAUCUUCCAGUUCUUUGUGUGCUUCAGCGAGAUCAUGUACGGCACCAACGCCGCCGGCUCCAUCUUCCACCACGCGUCCGACAUGGGCAAGGCCAAGAACGCCGCGGCCGACUUUAAACGGCUUUUCGACCGCCGCCCGGAUAUAGAUGUGUGGUCCGAGGAGGGCGAAAAGGUGUCGAGCGCUGCCGUUGAAGGGAUGGUCGAGUUCCGGGACGUGCACUUUCGGUAUCCCACGCGCCCAGAACACGCCGUGCUUUCGGGGCUGAGCUUCAAGGUCGAGCCGGGCCAGUAUGUGGCGCUGGUGGGGCCGAGUGGCUGCGGUAAAAGCACGACUAUCGCUCUACUGGAUCGCUUUUACAACGUGACUUCGGGCGGCGUGUACCUCGACGGCAGGGACAUUUCGCAGCUCAACGUCAACUCGUACCGGAACCUGCUGGCUCUGGUCAGCCAGGAGCCGACGCUGUACCAGGGGACGGUUCGCGAGAAUAUCCUGCUGGGGAGCCAGGAUCGGGACGUGAGCGAGGAGGCUCUGGUGGCAGCUUGCAAGGAGGCCAACAUUCACGACUUUAUACAGUCAGUGCCCGACGGCUACGAUACGCAGGUGGGCAGUCGAGGGAGCAUGCUGUCGGGCGGGCAAAAGCAGCGCGUGGCGAUUGCGCGGGCGCUGAUCCGCAACCCGCGCGUCCUGCUGCUCGACGAGUCGACCUCGGCCUUGGAUUCCGAGUCGGAGAGGGUCGUGCAGGCGGCUCUGGACGCCGCCGCCAAGGGCCGCACCACCAUCGCCGUCGCGCACCGCCUGAGCACCGUGCAAAAGGCCCAUGUGAUCUUUGUGUUGGACCAGGGCCGCGUGGUGGAGAGCGGGACGCACCAGGAGCUGAUGCGCAGCAAGGGGCACUAUUAUGAGCUGGUCAACUUGCAGCGGCUUGGAUAGAGCAGAUUUUAUGAAAUACAUUAUGCU